Messenger RNA from Leptopilina heterotoma, 716 nucleotides. RefSeq lists its product as uncharacterized. The record is from RefSeq and is a predicted model, not a curated record. Bases 152 to 487 code for a protein of 111 amino acids. The transcript is spliced from 3 exons. NCBI's taxonomy places the organism in Eukaryota, Metazoa, Arthropoda, Insecta, Hymenoptera, Figitidae.
CUUUGCUGUACGGCACUGAGAGUCUGGGAUAAACACAAUCAACUAAGAAAAUAAGUUUCUAAUCAGAAUAAGUGAGAUUUCAGUAACUGGUUAAAUCAGUGUCAGUUUUCAUUCAUCGUUGAUAACUUAUCUGGUGGAUAUCGAUAUCAUAAUGAAUGCACUAUACAUUGUUACUAUUUUUGCACUCGUGACACAAAUAGUUGCGGAAGAUUGUGACUGUAAGCAAUGUGAUGCGAACAAAGUAAUUGGUCUUGAAAAUGAUAAUGGAUCAGAAGAGGAUAGUGACGGUGAUGGAAAUAAAACAAUUUGUGCUCGAGAUCGUGAUUAUGAUGAUCGAUCAUUCCCAAGUAUAUGUCACAUGCGUUGCCUUAAUAGAUGCACUCGUUUUGGUCUUCAAACUUUAAACAGGAAUAAUGAAGACAUUCAAGUUUUUGCUAUUUAUAGAACAAGCUACUACAAAUUGCAUGAUGGAGAAUGUGAUACAUGAAUAUUUUUAAGGAUACAAAUUAUUUAUUUGUGAAUUAAAACUCGCAAGAAUUCAAAUUGACAUUUUUAUGUCUUUCUUUAUUACUUAACAAUUGAUUAGAUACAACGCAAUUUUAGUAAGCAAAAAACUUCGGAAAAUAUUAAAAUUUAUUUAGUACUCCUACUUAUUUCGAAUUAUAGUAAUUGUAUAAUGGAUUUUUAUAAAUAUUUAAUAAAAAUCUUAAUAUUUA